ACUUAUGUUUGUGUAGUUUUUAGAUAUUUGUAAGAGGAAAACGUAUGUAAUAGACCUUGUGAAGCAAAGAAAGCUGUUAAAAAGUUUAAAUCUUAGUAUUGGGCUACCUGUGGUGUUUGGGAUUCCUGUGGAUCAAAGCAUGCGCUGUAUGAAAAAGAAAGCAGUGCAAAACAUCGUCACAAUUUCAUCAGUUCAAAGGACAUCAAAAUGAAGACAAGGCGGUUCUUUUAUGAAAGUUUCCUUCUUUCUCUGUUUUUAUCAAUWCUUACUACAAGUCACGGUAGAGAAUGGCUGAAAGAACACUUYCCUCAUCCCGCGAAAGAUCGCGAAUCMUGCGGAAGACUCGGAGUAAAAUCCUGGAUUUGUGAUCCUGAUGGGAUUUUAAAAUACGACGAAGCCAACACUUUGGAGGAAAUGCUUCAACAUGUUGCAACGAAAACGAAUUCUGGAUGCUCAAGUGAGUCGGAAACCCCAGGUUAUCAGGUUGGUGUUGCCGUCAUGAGAAAAAUGGCCGUGCCUGCUGAAAGGAGCAAAGAAGAUCUAGCAAAGGACUUURCCAGUCAUUUGCACAACAACUGGGGAGUGGGGAAUUACGGUUGUGAUGAYGGUGUACUUUUGUUGAUGUCUAUCCAAGACAGACAGAUUUAUAUAACUACUGGAAGAACAGCCAAGGAAAGACUUUCAGAUGACCAGAUAGACAUUAUAAUCAGCAAAAUGAAGUCUUCACUUCGACAAGAAAAAUAUGGAAAAUCUUUGCAUUUGGCUGCAGAGCUUAUGCAUCAAGUUUUCAGUGGAGAGAARCUCAAAAMAGRUGGAAAUACACUAUACACUGUGUUUUGGGURGUAGUUUUUCUUUGUAUUUUGUUUGGCAGCAUUAUUYAUUCAAAAUACAAGCAGAGACAGUAUGAAAAUUGCCAUGAAAAACUGAAAAGAAUUGAGCGRGAAAGAAAUGCAGCAAAGAACAGUAAACAGUAUAUGUCUGCUUCAUGUCCAAUAUGUCUUGAAGACUUUACUCCCACAAUGCCUACAAGGCUUUUACUCUGUGGMCACAARUAUUGUGAACCAUGUUUGAGUAAAUGGYUAGAAACCAAUGCCACUUGCCCAAUAUGYAGACAGUCAACAAACCRCACAGAGRACAAGGAUGAUGAGAUAAGCACUCUAGAUUUCCUGCCAGAGCUUGCUUUCAGAUUGAUGUGUCUUCAAAGGCAAUAUCCGGCAUACAUUAGCCAUGAUAUGAUUCAUCACUGGACAUCACAGCAAUAUUYAGACAGCUUUGUGAAUGAUCCUUCSUUUCGCCAAGCAAGMCCUUUCACACAAACAGGGACYGGGAACCUUGGCUCUAAUAGAGGGUUUGGUGGUGGAAGUUGUAGUGGYGGGGGAGGUAGUGGAGGAAGCUGGUGAACAAUAAUUCUCAGAAAAACUUUGUCUUUUCCUCAAAAAUGAAAAUUGACACUAAUAUGUUAUGAGGAAAUUUAAUUUAUGGUAAAGAAGAACUGCAUAAUAGAAAACCAAACGAAAAGCAAUUUAAUUAACUAGAUUUUUUUUUAAUAGCAUAAUACUGUUAUAUUCCAGGGUUUUAUCACAAUCAUUAAAGCUUUUCAAAGAUGCCUUCAUGACUGGCUGAUCAGGAGUCAGGAGAGAUAAAAAAAAACAUAGAAAAUAUAUUAGAAAGCUUGUGUUUAAUAACACUUCAAUAGUACAUGGCAUAUAACAUACAAAUGAUAUCACCUUGCAACAAUGAAAUAAUAUCAAGAACAAAUGAGGUGAUUUUUACAAUAUAGUUAACUUUGUUUACACAGACAUUUUUUCAAACAUUGCUGCAUAAGUUUUCUUUUCCUUCUCUGUUACUUUCUUCAGUUCUUUGUCCAGUAUUGCUAAUGAUCUUUUGAUACCAUUGUCUGUGAUUUAAAAUAAAAACAGUACUAUCAUCAUCACAAAGGCUAACAAUAAAACAUGAGAUUUGUGCAGCAAAAUAACUCUAACAUCAAUAAACUCUUCCUAAAAGUUAAGUGCAACUAUAAUCUGGGGUGUUUUUUAACAACAAAUGACUUACCUGUUGGCUCAAGCUCAUUUGCUUUAACCAGGUCUUCUCUUGCUCUGUCAAAGUCUUUUAAAUGCAUGUACGCUUGACCACGUCUGAAUAAAGCUUUGGCAUUAUUGGGCUGGUGCUCUAUAACCUGGUUUUAUGAUGUAGACUUGGUUAGAAUCUACUGAYUGAUUAAAUUAUGCAAAGGGUGA
Exaiptasia diaphana is the source of this 2238-nucleotide messenger RNA. RefSeq lists its product as uncharacterized. Lineage: Eukaryota; Metazoa; Cnidaria; Anthozoa; Actiniaria; Aiptasiidae. The record is from RefSeq and is a predicted model, not a curated record. The transcript has a single exon. The coding region runs from base 208 to 1401 and encodes 397 amino acids. Gene Ontology annotation, cellular component: acetylcholine-gated channel complex.